AUGGAGGUUCGACGUCUCUUCCUCUCAGACAUGAUCAAACUGUUCAGCAACAGCCGCGAAAACCGACGAAACCCAGAGGAACAGAAGAUGAUGGAGAUGGUCUAUAGCCUCUUCAGGAUCCUGCUCUACCAUGCCAUCAAGUAUGAGUGGGGAGGUUGGAGGGUCUGGGUGGAUACACUCUCCAUCGCUCACUCCAAGGUAACAUACGAGGCCCAUAAGGAGUACCUGGCUAAGAUGUAUGAGGACUACCAGCGUCAGGAGGAGGAGAACAUUAAGAAGGGGAGGAAGGGUCUGGUCAGCACCAUCUCAGGCCUGCAGGACCUCCAGGCCGGGGGCAUCCAGGGGAACAUGGAGAUCAGAGAGGUAGACGACCACUCUCAGACACAGACCCCGGAGAGCGAGGCCGACUACCCCGAGACUCCUGGCCACCCCCGGGACAUACUGUCGGAGGCGAAGACGGGGAAGGAGGGGGGGCUCGAGGGGACAGAGAGGACGGGGUCAGGGGUCAGAGUGGAGGUUCAUGACCUGCUGGUGGACAUCAAGGCUGAGAAGGUGGAAGCCACGGAGGUGAAGCUGGAGGACCUGGACCUGUCUCCAGAGCCGCUGGGCGUGACAGUGGGUGUGGCUGGGGGUGUUGUCUCUGAGGACAGGGGCGGGGCGUUGGUCCAGGUGGACUCCCUAUUGGACAACGUGUACUGUGCUGCUGUAGAGAAGCUGAGCAGCAGCGCCGCCAGCGGAGUAAUGGUCCCCAACGCAACCGUCGGUGUAGCCCCCGACAACCACAACACCGGUCCCCUCAUCACCCUCGCUGACGACGACAAGGACAGUCUCCCUAGCAACAGCAGCUUCCUGUUUGGCCAGGAAGAGCCCCUGGUCCUGCCAAGUCCUGGUUCUAACCCUGAUCCAGACCCCGAGUCCCCUUUGCCCCUGGGCCACAGCCAUGACCUGGGCCUGCUGGACCACAUGACUGGCAGCUCUGAGCUGGGGACCGUUGGCAUGGUCGGCACGGUCAGUCCUGGUGGUCCGAUCAGCAGCAUCCUGGAGGAGGAGAGGUUGAAGCUCCAGACCACCCUGGGUGACGUCACCUCCAUGCCCAGGGAAGAGGCCUGCUCUAAGGGGUCAGAGUUCACAGAGACCAGGGUUGGAGCUAGGGCUGGAGGGUCUGGGUUGUCGGAGGCGUGCGAGCCCUUGGCUGGUGGGAAAGGUAGUGGGUCAGAUGCAGUCAGGAACACCUCAGACACAGAGAGGUCAGACGAAGGAAAGGAGGUUAAGAAGAUACAGACCACUGCUACUACACAGUCCCUUCAUAGUCGUACAGCAGCCCAGUUAGAGCGUGACCUGCGUGUGGACCUGGGCUUCAGAGGGAUGCCCAUGACAGAGGAGCAGCGCCGCCAGUUCAGCCCUGGCCCUCGCACCACCAUGUUCCGCAUCCCAGAGUUCAAAUGGUCGCCCAUGCACCAGCGCCUCCUCACCGACCUGCUGUUGGCCCUGGAGACAGACGUCCACAUCUGGAGGAGCCAUUCAACCAAAUCCGUCAUGGAUUUUGUCAACAGCAAUGAGAACAUCAUCUUUGUCCACAACACCAUCCACCUCCUCUCUCAGAUGGUAGACAACAUCAUCAUCGCCUGUGGAGGGAUCCUUCCUCUGCUCUCUGCUGCCACCUCUCCUUCUAGUACCCAGGCUGAGUUGGAGAACAUCGAGGCGACCCAGGGCAUGUCUUCAGAGAUGGCUGUGUCCUUCCUGUCCCGUCUGAUGGCCAUGGUGGACGUUCUGGUGUUCGCCAGCUCACUCAACUUCUCUGAGAUCGAGGCUGAGAAGAACAUGUCCUCUGGAGGCCUGAUGAGACAGUGUCUUCGACUGGUGUGUUGUGUAGCAGUGAGGAACUGUCUGGAUGUUAGACAGAGACAGAGGGACAGAGGGACCAACAGUAAAAGCCAGGACAACCUGUAUGGUGCAGCAUCUGCCAACAAGGUAGAUCUCCUACAGCAGAAAAUGUCUCAGUAACUUUCUCCCAUCCAGGACCCUGACAGACUUCUACAGGACGUUGAUAUCAAUCGUCUGAGAGCUGUCGUGUUCCGGGAUGUGGAUGACAGCAAGCAGGCCCAGUUCUUGGCCUUAGCGGUGGUCUACUUCAUCUCUGUCCUCAUGGUGUCAAAGUACKGGGACAUCCUGGAACCACAGAGAGAGACCAACAGGAUGAUCAGCCAAUCAGCAUACAGCAUUCGCCACGAGAUCAACUCAUCUACCAGCACAGAGACCCCCCUGGCGUACCCUGACCAAAGUAAGGAGCCCCCCACCCCUGUAGAGGAGCUCCACAUAGAGAGAGGCUGUCUGCCGCACACUGACUCUGGCAUUGGAGAGGAACAGAUGGCCAGUGUGUUAAACGGGGCAGACUUGGACACUUCAGGACCUGGGCGAGCUGACGCCAUGUCCUCCCUGCUCGGCAGCCUCUCCUCUGGGGAGAAGCAUAGCCAAGAGUCCCUCUUGGAGCCGCCUGGCCUGGAGGUCCUAAGGACCACCUCCUCCAUCUCCUCCAUCAGCCAAUCAAACAUCAACGUACGAAAAAUCCUGAAGAGCUUAGUGGCUGGGCCUGUAGAGGGGGUGGAACCUGGACCAGAGCCCCUCCCCUACCCUGAUCUUGCCGUACAGAGAGAGACCCAUUCCCCCAUGCUGCCCAUGCAGUUCCACUCCUUUGACAGGAGUGUGGUGGUCCCAGUGAAGAAGCCUCCACCAGGCAGUCUGGCUGUGAACACGGUUGGACAUGCAUCCUCCAGCAGCCUGGCAACAGGCUCCACCCCCAACAUCUUUGUUGCAGCCUCCAACACCCCCAAGAGCAUGAUCAACACCACCGGAGCUACAGACUCGGCCUCCUCUUCCUCCACCUCCUCCUCAUCCUUCGUCAACGGGGCCACCAGUAAGAACCUGCCCGCUGUCCAGCCGGUGGCGCCCAUGCCUGAAGACACAAUGGAAAACAUGAGUAUCACUACUAAGUUGGAGCGUGCGCUGGAGAAGGUGGCCCCCCUGCUCAGGGAGAAUUUUGUGGACUUUGCGCCGUUCCUCUCUAGGACCCUGUUGGGAAGCCAUGGUCAGGAGCUGCUCAUAUGAAGGUUUGGUGUGUAUGAAGUCCAGCACGUCCGUAGUAGAACUAGUCAUGCUGCUCUGCUCUCAGGAGUGGCAGAACUCGAUCCAGAAAAAUGC
Messenger RNA from Salvelinus sp. IW2-2015, 3198 nucleotides. Lineage: Eukaryota; Metazoa; Chordata; Actinopteri; Salmoniformes; Salmonidae. The record is from RefSeq and is a predicted model, not a curated record.